Molecule: messenger RNA, 1935 nt
Organism: Scleropages formosus (Asian bonytongue)
Lineage: Eukaryota; Metazoa; Chordata; Actinopteri; Osteoglossiformes; Osteoglossidae
Gene: setd4
Product: SET domain containing 4
Exons: 9
Coding region: 285-1616 (443 amino acids)
Biological process (GO): peptidyl-lysine monomethylation; peptidyl-lysine trimethylation
Molecular function (GO): protein-lysine N-methyltransferase activity; protein binding
Source: RefSeq, a predicted model, not a curated record
GCGCCGAAAUGCUCUAAAUGGUUGUAACAGGGGCGCUGCAGAAAGUUUUGUAAUGAACAGUAAGAAAAUCGCAAUUUUGAUACGGUUCACAUGGGUUUUAGGGGGAAACGUCAAGCAAUAUUGUUCAGCCAUUGCUACAAAAGCAAUGCUAUGGUAAUACAGCUUACUGUUACUCUCCUCAAAACAUAGUAAAUAACUGGUGGCAUUUGACCUUCUACAUUUUACAUGUUUAAGGACUGUACUUUCUUUAAGUUUGCGGAGUAUUUUAACUCCGGAGAGUCUUCAUGGAGACCAAUAAAGGCAGAAGAGGCAGAAGGAAACGGAGACAGAGGUUCAAACAGAGCUCUGUCCGACCAGUAAAUCUGUGUCAUGAAUCCCGAUACGUGGAGCUGAGGAAAUGGCUGAAGCAGCAUGGCUUCAAGUGCAAUUCGUUGAUCCCAGUACAGUUUUCAGACACGGGGAGGGGCCUGAUGACCACACGGGCCAUUCAGGCUGGUGAUGUGUUGAUUGCCUUGCCGGAGAUGUGUUUAUUGACCACUGCAACCGUACUCCAGAGCUAUCUGGGUGGAUACAUCAGGAGGUGGAAACCCGCCAUCUCUCCUCUUCUGGCCCUCUGUGUGUUUCUCAUUUCUGAGAGACAUCUUGGGACAGAGUCGCAGUGGAAGCCCUAUCUUGACAUUCUGCCGACAUCCUACACAUGUCCUGUCUACUUUUCGGAUGAAGUUGUGAGCCUGUUACCAAGAGUUCUCAGAAGAAAAGUGCUGAGCCAGAGAAAUACAAUUUUUCAGCUGCACACACAUUCGCUGGCAUUUUUUAAGAGCCUGCAGCCACUUUUUAGUCAUCCUGUGGAAGAUAUAUUUACCUAUGAUGCACUGCGAUGGGCAUGGUGCAGUGUCAACUCUAGAACUGUGUACAUGGAGCACCAGCAGAGCCCUGACCUGGCCAAGGAUCCAGAUGUAUAUGCAAUGGCUCCAUACCUGGACCUGCUCAACCAUAGCCCAGGUGUGCAAGUGAAGGCUGGCUUCAACCACGUGACACGAUGCUACGAGAUCCGCAGUAUGCAAGGCUGCAAGAAGUACCAGCAGACCUUCAUUUGCUAUGGCCCCCAUGACAGUCAGCGCCUCCUACUGGAGUAUGGGUUUGUGGCACCUGACAACCCCCACAGCGUGGUCUAUGUGGAUCCAGCCAUCCUACAGCAGUACUUUUUUGAGGUGGACAAACAAUUUCAGCAAAAGCACCUUUUUCUGAAAGAGCAAGGGUUUCUAACGAAUCUAACCUUUGGGCCAGAUGGUCCCUCGUGGAAGUUAAUGACAACAUUGAGACUGCUAUGCCUUAGACCAGAACAGUAUGCAUGCUGGAAAUCUGUGCUCUUGGGGUCAGCAGUGAGUCAGGAUGUUGAGGAGCAGAGCCUGGGUGCGGCCUGGGCGCUAUGUCGCCACCUCAUGGAAGAGAACAAAGAGGCUGUAGCGAAGCUGUCCCGCAUGAAGGUGGAUGCAGGUGUCUCCCUCAAGGAACAACUGGCUGUAGUAGGAUGUCUCAGAAAUGAGGAGCAUAGGAUUUUGGGAUAUUCAGUGGAAGUUAUUGAGAAAAUUCAGACAAAAUUUGGGUGCAGGUAAAACACUAAUUUCUGGUUUUUACUCAUGACUUGUGGAAGACACUGUCCAGCUGCACAAAUAUAAAACCACAUCCUUUCUGGAUAGAGAGAGCAAAACCUGGAAACUUGCCAAUGUAUGUUCAACACCUUUGAGGCACAUGACUUAUGCCAUAGUCUGGGUGUCUCCCAUCUCCAAGAUAGAUGCAGAUUAUGUGCUAUAAAUGUCUGACUCACAUGAGUUUCAAACCAACAUGAAGAGAACAGUGGGUUCACCUUUAGAAUCAGAAUGAGCUUUAUUGCCAAGUAUGUUCACACAUACAAGGAAUUUGUCUUGGUGACAA